Molecule: messenger RNA, 1476 nt
Organism: Talpa occidentalis (Iberian mole)
Lineage: Eukaryota; Metazoa; Chordata; Mammalia; Eulipotyphla; Talpidae
Gene: NKD1
Product: NKD inhibitor of WNT signaling pathway 1
Biological process (GO): negative regulation of Wnt signaling pathway
Cellular component (GO): cytoplasm
Molecular function (GO): calcium ion binding
Source: RefSeq, a predicted model, not a curated record
GCGUAGACGGCGCCCCAGCAUGGGGAAACUCCACUCCAAGCCGGCCGCCCUGUGCCGGCGCCGGGAGAGCCCGGAAGGUGACAGCUUCGCAGUGAGCGCCGCCUGGGCUCGAAAAGGCAUCGAGGAGUGGAUCGGGAGGCAGCGCUGCCCAGGCAGCAGCUCCGGAGCCCGGCAGCUGCGGGUGGCUGGCACCGUUGGUAGAGGCACCCGGGAGCUCUUGGGCGAAGUUUUCAGAGAAACGCUCAGCGAGGAGGAAGAGGAAGACUUUCGGCUAGAAGUGGCCCUGCCUCCAGAGAAGACCGACGGGCUGGCCAGCGGGGAUGAGAAGAGGGUGGAGAAGGCCAGCGAGUCUUGCCCUGGCUCUAAGAAGCAGCUGAAAUUUGAAGAGCUGCAGUGCGACGUGUCCGUGGAGGAGGACAGCCGGCAGGAGUGGACCUUCACCCUGUAUGACUUUGACAACAAUGGCAAGGUCACCCGAGAGGACAUCACCAGCCUGCUGCACACCAUCUAUGAGGUGGUUGACUCCUCGGUCAACCACUCCCCCACGUCAAGCAAAACUCUGCGGGUGAAGCUCACCGUGGCCCCUGAUGGCAGCCAGAGCAAGAAGAGCAUCCUUCUUAAUCACCCUGACCUGCAGAACACAAGGCCCAGAGCAGAAACCAGACCCACAGAGGAGCUGCGAAGCUGGGAGAAGAAGCAGCGAGCCCCCCUCAGGUUCCAGGGUGACAGCCGUCUGGAGCAGUCCGGCUGCUACCACCAUUGCGUGGACGAGAACAUCGAGAGGAGAAACCACUACUUAGAUCUCGCCGGGAUAGAGAACUACACGUCCCAGUUUGGGCCUGGCUCCCCGUCAGCGGCCCAGAAGUCAGAACUGCACCCCCGCACCUCCAACCCCACUCGGUCUCGCUCCCACGAGCCAGAAGCUGUGCACGUCCCACACCGAAAGCCCCAAGGCGUGGACCCCGGCUCCUUCCACUUCCUUGACACCCCAUUCUCCAAGGUCUCCGAGGUCCAGCAGCGGCUGCGGGGCACCCAGGACGGGAGCAAGCACUUUGUGAGGUCCCCCAAGGCCCAGGGCAAGGGCGCGGGUGUGGGCCACGCGGCCCGAGGGGCAAGAAGCAAACCCCCUCUGGGACCCGCCAUCCCGGCGGUGUCCCCUUCCGCCCACCUGGCCGCCAGCCCAGUCCUCCUCCCCACGCUGGCACCCCUCGGGCACAAGAAGCACAAGCACCGCACCAAGGAGAGCCCCGGGUGCCGGGGCCUGCAGGCGCCGCUGGCCGUGGGCGCCGUCGCGGGGCGGGACCAGGUGCGGGAGCUGCCCGCCGUGGUGGUGUACGAGAGCGCGGCCGGCCAGGCCGUCCAGAGACACGAGCACCACCACCACCACGAGCACCACCACCACUACCACCACUUCUACCAGACAUAGAGCCCCCGAGCCCGCCUGCCAUAUGAAGGACCCCCGCCCCCAGACCCCCG